This is a messenger RNA of Acanthosepion pharaonis, 663 nucleotides long. The record is from the annotation of a GenBank genome assembly. Lineage: Eukaryota; Metazoa; Mollusca; Cephalopoda; Sepiida; Sepiidae.
AUGGAUCUAUUCCUUCUCCUCGCGUACUCAGGUAUGGUGAAGACUGGACUCUCUCUGGUCGUGGACAGCUCUAAAUUCAAAGCCGCGCGCAGAUAUAGUGGCUCUGUUAUCUAUCUAUCUAUCUCUUUCAUCCUGUACGUUAUAUAUCUAUCUGUUUAUCAAUUUCAGUCUAUUCGUUAUCAGUCAGUUCAUUAUCUAUUUGUCUAUCUAUCUAUCAUUCUUCUGUUCAUUAUUUAUCUAUCAGCUUGUUCAUAUCUAUCUAUCUAUCUAUCUAUCUAUCUAUCUAUCUAUCUAUCUAUCAGAACCUCUAUCUAUCAUGACUUGUUCAUAUCUAUCUAUCUAUCUAUCUAUCUAUCUAUCUGUUUCGCUGUGUUCGUUAUCUAUCUGAGCCUGUUCAUAUGCAUCAGCGCGCUUCGUCAUCAAUUACCGUCGGCGAGACCCCGGAUCUCUCUCUCUCUCUCUCUCUCUCUCUCUCUCUCUCUCUCUCUCUCUCUCUCUCACGCGAACUCUGCAUUCUCUUGUGGUUUCCCCAGUCUCUCUUUUUCUUCUCUCUCUCUUUCUCUGUCUGUCUGUCUGUCUGUCUGUCUGUCUCUCUCUCUCUCUCUCUCUAUCUAUCUAUCUGUCUAUCUCUCAUUUUCCCUUCAUUUCUCCAGAUCUCGCUGA